AUGGGCUCAUGGGGGCUUGCGGGCCUGAUUCUAGCCCUGUUCCUCUUCGCCACGUGGGCGGCAGCCGCCGAUCGCCGCCGCCGCCGGCUGCCGCCCGGCCCGCGCCCCUGGCCGCUUCUCGGGAACAUACCCCAGCUCGCAGGCGGCGGCGCCUCAGCGCCACACCGGUCGCUCGCCGGCCUUGCCCGCCGCCACGGCGCCGUCAUGACGCUACACCUCGGCGCCAUGACCACGGUGGUGAUCUCCUCCAGCGCGGCGGCGCGAGCCGCGCUCCGGCGCCACGACGCCGCCCUCGCCGGCCGGCAGAUCUACGACUCCAUGCGCGGGGAGGUCGGGAACGAGGGCUCCCUCAUCACCGCCCAGUACGGCCCCCGCUGGAGGGCCCUCCGGCGGCUCUGCACGGCGGAGUUCUUCGCCGCCGCCCCCCUCGACGCCAUGCGCGGCGUCCGAGAAGGUUGCGCCGCCCGGAUGGUGGACCACAUCCGUGCCGCCGCCGCCGCAGGCGGCGGCAUCGACGUCGGCCGGUUUUUCUUCCUGAUGGCGUUCAACCUGAUCGGAAACCUAAUAUUCUCGAAGGACCUACUGGGCCCGGAGUCGGAGAGAGGGUCGGAGUUCUUCUACCACGCCGGGAAAGCGACGGAGUUCGCCGGAAAACCCAAUGUCGCCGAUUUCUGGCCGGUUUUGAGGCGGGUCGAUCCGCAGGGGAUCCGGAGGAGGACCCAAUUCCACGUGAAACGGGCUUUCGACGUGGCGGGCGAAUUUCUCAGGGAGCGGAUGAGUGAGACUGCAAACGGGUCGGGUCUUGGGAAAAAGAAUGAGAAGAAAGAUUAUUUGGAUGUGCUUUUGGACUAUAAAGGCUGUGGCUUUGAAGAAGGUGUUAAUGGGUUUUCUUCAACCGUCAUCAAUGUUAUUGUCUUCGAGAUGUUCACUGCCGGAACCGACACCACCACCAGCACACUCGAGUGGGCCAUGGCCGAGCUCCUCCACAACCCGGAAACCCUCCAUCGAGCCCAAACCGAACUCCGAGCCACAAUUAGGCCCGGGAAAAAGCUCGACGAACGGGAACUCGACCAACUCCCAUACCUAAAUGCAAUCAUCAAAGAAACAUUACGACUACACCCGCCCCUCCCGUUCUUAGUUCCCCACAAAGCCCUCGAGUCGUGCGAAAUCCAAGGCUUCCACGUUCCCAAAGAAACACAAGUCCUAGUGAACGUGUGGGCCAUCGGGAGGGACCCGACAAUCUGGAAAGAUCCUUUGAGGUUCAAACCCAAUCGGUUUUUGGAACCCGACGUGCCGGAUUACAAAGGGCAACAUUUUGAGUUCAUACCGUUUGGGUCCGGGCGGCGAAUGUGCCCGGCCGUGCCUUUGGCAUCGAGGAUUUUGCCGUUGGCUUUGGGGUCGGUUUUGUACUUCUUUGAUUGGGUUUUGGAGGAUGGGAAGAAAGGUGAAGAGAUGGAUAUGAAGGAGAGGAUGGGGAUUACAUUGAGAAAAGAUGUUCCAUUAAGGGCCAUACCAAUUCCUUAUGAGGGUGUUUAA
This is a messenger RNA of Striga hermonthica, 1536 nucleotides long. The record is from the annotation of a GenBank genome assembly. Lineage: Eukaryota; Viridiplantae; Streptophyta; Magnoliopsida; Lamiales; Orobanchaceae.